AUUUCAUCAAUAUCAAUGCAUGCAGGUAGAGGUCUUCACAGAGCUGCAAUCCCAGGUUGUCCCAAGACGUUCCAAUCGGAAUCCUCAUCGCAAUUUAGAGGAGAACAGGGCUCACAACGUAUGAGCAGAGACCAGCACCAGAAGGUUCGAGAGAUCCAAGAGGGUGACAUCGUUGCUAUGCCGGCCGGAGUGGCUUAUUGGAUUUACAACGAUGGCAAAUCCCAACUUAUUGUCAAGAUACUCAACAACACGUCAAAUCAGGCGAACCAGCUCGACGAAAAUGCUAGGAGAUUCUACCUAGCUGGAAACCCACGCCAACAACAACAAGGUGGUCGCCAGAGACGCAGAGAGAGCUGGCAAGGAAGCCGUAGCCGAAGCCGGAGCAGGAGCCAAAGCCCGGAAGAAAGAGAGAGAAGCCAGCAAAGUGGCAGCAACUUGUUCAAUGGCUUCGACGAAGAGUUUCUGGCCGACAGCUUUAACAUUGACAACGAGCUGGCAAUGAGGAUACAGAACCGAGAUGACCAGAGGGGUAUAAUCAUCACCGUCGAGGAUGAGCUUCGGGUGCUGAGCCCACAAAGCAGAGGAGAAGAACGAGAAGAGAGGCGAUGGGACAGAGACAAUGGCGUGGAGGAAACCUUCUGCACGCUGAGGCUCAAACACAACAUCGCCGACCCACAACGUGCUGAUGUUUACAAUGAACGCGGCGGUCGCAUCACCAGCCUCAACCUCCCCAUCCUUAGGUACAUCCAGCUAAGUGCCGAGAGAGGUGUCCUCUACAGGAAUGCCCUCGUAGCACCACUCUACAACAUGAACUGCCAGAGUGUGAUAUACGUAAUCAGGGGCAACGCCAGGCUUCAGGUGGUCGGGGAGAACGGACAGAACGUGUUUGACGGGGAGGUUCGGGAAGGCCACGUUUUGACAGUGCCACAAAAUUUCGAAGUCAUUAAGAAGGCAGAAAAUCAGGGAUUCGAGUGGGUGGCAUUCAAGACAAACGACAAUGCCAUGAUUAACCCACUUGCUGGAUGGCUGUCGACCAUGCGGGCAGUUCCAGAGGAUGUGUUAAUAAACGCAUACCGCAUUGACAGGCAGGAAGCUAGAAGCCUGAAGUAUAGGGACGAGACAACUCUGUGCAGCUCGGACUCAUCUGGGUCGCCUAGGCGUAGGGACAAAGUUUUUGAGAAAAAAAAAUCUUCACAGCCUUCCAACAUCCCA
Molecule: messenger RNA, 1212 nt
Organism: Carya illinoinensis
Lineage: Eukaryota; Viridiplantae; Streptophyta; Magnoliopsida; Fagales; Juglandaceae
Product: 11S globulin seed storage protein 1-like
Exons: 3
Molecular function (GO): nutrient reservoir activity
Source: RefSeq, a predicted model, not a curated record